GGAUGAACGCAGCCCUUCAACGGUUACAAUCCUGAUCAUGGCGGAAGCGACGGCCGCACUCGACAUCGCGUACCACAAAUUGGAGAUUCAACACUCGCAUGAUGACUUCCCUGAUCUGCAGCGCCGCAUUGACAUGGCUAAAGCCAUCUUGGAAGAACGCCGGAAACAGUACGAUGCCCUGACCACGGAGGCAGCAGACCGUCAGGCCAAGAUAGCCCAGCUUGUGCAAGAUGAGUUGAUCGUACGAAAACAGCAGCAAGAGGCAGUCAAGAGCCGCUUUAAGCUCCAGCGGCGGCUAUCUGACGUCGGGGGCCACGAAAAUGCCCUCAAAAUCCUCAUCGCGACGUUGGCAGCUACCAAGGAAGACGUGCUGACCGUGAGACAGACGAAAGCGACGCUGUCAGCAGCCCACAAGGACCUGGAGAAGGAAGCCGCGAUGCUGACCGUGGCCGUACAAAAGGCCAAGUCGACCAUCGAGUCCUACAAUCGUGAACGCCAAGCGAUCGAAGCUAAGAAACUUGAGGCCGACGGCAAGUUGGCGAAAAUUGCCGCGUUUCUGACUGCGACAUGAUGGAGGGGCGGCAUCCUCUCUGGACACAAAAGCUUCUUCAGAGUGUGCAGGACGACGUCUCAUCUAAAGACAUCGUGCAGCCAUUCACCAAUAAUCGAAACCCCUCGACCUGAGUAUAUAUCGAU
Aphanomyces invadans is the source of this 696-nucleotide messenger RNA. RefSeq lists its product as hypothetical. The coding region runs from base 38 to 571 and encodes 177 amino acids. The transcript is spliced from 2 exons. The record is from RefSeq and is a predicted model, not a curated record. Lineage: Eukaryota; Oomycota; Saprolegniomycetes; Saprolegniales; Verrucalvaceae.